AUGACAGUUACAGCUCUAGCUCGUCUAAUGCCAGCAGAAUUAGCAGAAUUAACAAACCGGAGUCAAGUGAGCGCCACUACUUCCAAUACCUCCACUACCCCAAUUACCCCCAUUUCAUUGAAUCAAAGCACGUAUGUUGUUCAUAAACCUGAUAAAGAAUUAUCAAAGCUCCGCCGAUUAUGGUGGGAAGAGGGCAACAUACACCCACAAGCGAAAUGGGAAGAGGCCGAGCUUCCCUACAUUAUUGCUGAGGGAAUCACACUAGAGGAGUACGAAGAACGCACAGACAAGUUUAACGUCCGUGGUCUUUGGGAAUGGGUCGACUAUAAAGUCAUCAUUUAUGAACUUCCAUCAAAGCAUCAUGAAACUUUUAUUGUUUCGAUCACUUCAGAAAUAAUGGAGAAAUGUCUUCCUGUUAAACGAACUGAUGCCAGUAUCGGAGGUCUUGGUGCAAUUAGAACUCGCACUGACAAUUCCGGCAAAGAAGCCGAUGCAUGUUUUCGCCCUUCAAAACCCCCAGUGCGAUCACCAAACGGGAGCGAUGGAGAGAAAGAACCUUGGCCAAAUAUUGUCGUUGAAGUUGCGUAUUCUGAGAGCGAACAACAUGUCCUAGAAAAGGUGAAUAAUUAUUGGUUACGUAAUCAUAGUCGUGUCCAUGACGCAAUAGUCAUCAAGAUCGAUCCAGUUUCUGAGAAGUACGAACCGCCUACACGCAUGCAGUUUGAAUUCGGUACCCACGACGAACAUGGAAAUCCGACAAAUAUUCAACAAGGCCAAUGUGUUAUCAAAAUUUCUCUGAGUUGUUUGUAUCAUGAUACAUUUACUGACGUUACAAUUCACCGACGACUUCUCCCUGAUCCAAUUAUAUUGGAUUUCUUGGCAAUCCGAACCGAAUUCCUCCGUAUGUAUCGGACCAGAUAA
This is a messenger RNA of Diversispora eburnea, 921 nucleotides long. The record is from the annotation of a GenBank genome assembly. NCBI's taxonomy places the organism in Eukaryota, Fungi, Glomeromycota, Glomeromycetes, Diversisporales, Diversisporaceae.